AUGCAACGUCCAGAGGAUUCGGAAGCCGCAGCACCAGAUUGCACUUUCGCCGCUGCGUCAUCACUUCCUGCGCCUGAGGCGAAGGAGGUCGUUGCCGUGGGAGAAUCCUUCCCUUUGCCUUCUACUGUUGACCAUAGUGGUGCCUCCACAUCACAGAAUGAAGAGGAGUUUAAGCAAGUUGAUACUGAGGUACCUGCCACCACCGCUCAUGCAGGCGAGGAACACCAUUCUCGCGUUGACGAGCACUCUUCUAGUGCUGAGGAGGAUGUAGACCCUACGCUGACAGACCAGAGUCUGCAGGGACAUCAACUCCAGCAAGAAGGAGCAGAAGAGGAUGGUGAAGAAGAAGAGGGUGCAGAAGAAGAAGAAGAAGAAGAGGAAGAGGGUGAAGAGGAAGAGUGUGAAGAGGAUGGAGAAGAGGAAGAGUGUGAAGAAGAGGAAGAGGAAGAAGAGGAUGGAGAAGAGGAAGAGGAAGAAGAUGCAGAGGAAGAAGAAGAAGAGGGUGGGGAUGACUAUGGAUUUGAGCCUCCUGUUGGGGGUAAUAAGGGUUCUACUUCAACAAGGGAUGUUUUUACUAUUCAAGGUAAGAAGUACACAUCAUCAGCCAUUAUACAUAACGCUGGUUUCAUUGCGGCACAGAAGAAAUUGCGCGGAAAUCCCAAAGCAACGUUCACCAUGUGCCCGUUAUUAAGGGCACAUAAUAUCAUGAAGUGUCGUCAAUUGCAUUUGACUAACCGUGCAGUGUUGAUUGGGGAGUGCUAUGUGCGUGUCAACAUGUUGGUGGACAACCCAGCGAGGCAGAAACUUCUCACUAGUCCUGCAGCAAUGGGUCAGACCGAGUUUUGUAGUGUUGAAAGCCCUACACAUGACGCUUCUACAUGCUCUGCAUUCCAUCUACUUCCAGGCAUUGUCUUUGUUGGUAGACCUGAACUAAGGGUGGGUUACUUCGAAGGAGAGCUUCAUGAGAAUGUUGCGUUACGACGACUAAAGGGAGGAGUAGAAACUUGUGGUCGCUGGUGCAAGAAUCGCCGUUCUCACGUUGUGGUGACAUGUAGCUUUGUUCACUAUAACCGAGGAAGUGCAUACACGGAGGUGCCACGAGAACCCUCAAAGCCACUUGCCUUAAUACCAAACAUGCGACCACGAGGACCACAUAUUGUUUCUGGUGGAGGUGACCGCAGAAACAAUAAACCGCAUAGCCGUGGUAGAGGCGGUGGUGGACGUGGUGGAGGUAGAAGAGGAGGGGGUGGUAGAUUUAAUAAAGGUCGCGGUACACAGAACAGAAAUUUUAGUACUGGAGGUGUUGCUGGUGGAAGUAGUCAGAAAUAUAGUUCAACUGCGCCGGUUUCUGAGUAUAUGGGUAAUGACAGUUCCACACCAUUUAUGGAACCCAACAUCCCUAUUUCAGAAGAGAAGGUUCAUGAACAAAAGGAGCGAUUCUUGAACAUUAUGCUUCUCCUAUUGGCUAUUAUUGUGGGAACACUCGCAUACUUGUUGAAUGCAUAA
Molecule: messenger RNA, 1506 nt
Organism: Trypanosoma theileri
Lineage: Eukaryota; Euglenozoa; Kinetoplastea; Trypanosomatida; Trypanosomatidae
Exons: 1
Coding region: 1-1506 (501 amino acids)
Source: RefSeq, a predicted model, not a curated record